Trachymyrmex cornetzi is the source of this 2040-nucleotide messenger RNA. RefSeq lists its product as uncharacterized. The coding region runs from base 1 to 2040 and encodes 679 amino acids. NCBI's taxonomy places the organism in Eukaryota, Metazoa, Arthropoda, Insecta, Hymenoptera, Formicidae. The transcript is spliced from 3 exons. Gene Ontology annotation, molecular function: RNA-DNA hybrid ribonuclease activity; nucleic acid binding. The record is from RefSeq and is a predicted model, not a curated record.
AUGUUCAACGAAAUCUUUUCCCAGGGAAUAUUCCCAGAUUCAUGGAAAACCUCACUGGUUAUAUUCAUACCUAAACCUGGCAAUAAGGCUCAGGCAGGCUUCAGGCCUUUCAGGAGCUGCGACGAUAAUCUAGCCGUUCUUACAACAGCAAUCAGAACUGGCUUCUUCGAACACUCUGUCACGGUUGCGGCUUUUCUGGACAUUGCAAGUGCGUUCGACAACGUGGAUCCGUUUAUCCUCUUGGAGGAUCUGAAGGACAUAGGAAUUCCAGCUCUCUUUAGGAAAUUUGUGGAGAACCUGAUUAGCAUCAGAAUCAUGUUUUUCGUGGUCGACGGCGAAUCUCAAGGACCUUAUUUAACAUACAAAGGCACUCCACAAGGCUCUACCCUGAGCCCUCUGCUGUUUGACAUUUAUCUCAGGAAUCUGGGUCAACACUUACACCCUGACACCCGUUUUCUGCAAUACGCCGAUGACGUGUACUCUACUCCACACAUAGAGACCCGAGGAUUGCUGCUGAAUCGGUUCAAGCUUCACUCAACAAGUUGCACGAGUAUCUUAAAUACAGAAAUCUGGAAUUAUCUCCCGGUCCCCAGAGUUCAUUUUCAGUGCUUUUUAGGAGUUAUUCUGGAUUCCGGUCUUAAGGGUGGUCAUCAUCUUAAAUACUUUAUUGAAAAAGGUAAAAAAAUUUCUGGCAUUAUUGCUACCUUGUCGGGUGUUACUUGGGGCUCUCAUCCAGGUCUUCUGCUCACCCUGUACAGAGCCACCUUCCGCAGUGCGGUGGAAUACGGGUGCCGCUAUUUCACAUGGUCCUCUUCCUCGCCGAAUUACCUCAAAUUGUUGCGUUUGCAGUAUAGGGUGAUUAGGGGAGCUAUGGGAUAUCGCAUUUCGCCGCCGAUCAAUGUCAUGUUAACUGAAGCAAAAGAAAUCAGCUUUGACAUUAGACUUAAUUUAACUACUUCGAGAUUCAUUUACAAAGCCAUGGCAAGCAGGUUUAGCUUGGUCUACCGUUCCCUGGAGGAAAUGGAGUUAGCGGUUACCAGUAGGAAUUGCAGGAUCGACGCCAUCAGCAAAUCUAGACUCUUCAAGCACUACGUUACCAGUCGCGGAGAGAAGAGCAUCAUUCAUCGAUCCACCUACCCACCUGCUUACUGGCACUCCUAUGAGGUCCUUACUCUACAAAUAAAUUACAUUAGCGAUUUAAAAGGCUGUGAUAAGAAGGAUAACCUCAGCUUGACUAAGGCGGAUUUCUAUCACAAAUCCUUUAAUUACAGACAGGAUGCUGUCUCCUGGUACACUGACGGAUCAAAGAGUCAGGACGGCGCGGUGGGCGCAGCGGUCUUCACGCCUGACAUGGAGGGAACAAUAAAACACAAAUUACCCUCUGAAACUUCAGUAUUCUCGGCGGAACUAUGGGCCAUACUUCAGGCCAUUCAGCUAAUUGGGGAUCUCAACACCAAGAAGAACGUCAUCUUUUCGGACUCGGAAAAUGCAUUGGAGGCACUUAGCAACUCCACUAAGGCUCAUCGCAACUACAUAAUCUAUUACAUUAAACAAGCUUAUCUCAACAUUACCAAACAAGACAAAGAAAUAAUUUUUUUCUGGGUGCCUGCUCACGUCGGGAUCCCAGGCAAUGAAUCUGCAGAUGCUGCGGCCAAACAAGCAGCUAUAGAGGGAUACAAACCUCCCUUCAAGGUCUCUUACAAGGAACUUCUCACGGAAUCUACUGCACAAGCGAACAGGCAGUCCGAAGAAAGUAUGAAGAUUGUUUCAAGCUUUAAAGGCAUCCUGUAUUAUGAAAAUUUCCAUAACGCUUCGCCUAAUAAAGCAUGGUUCCAUGGGUCCAAUUUAUCAAGAGAAGAAAUUGUAAUGAUUAACCGCUUGAGAUCAAAUCAUAUAAAUGUCAAUGUCAAAGUCUCCAUAGAGUCAACAUGGUGGAAUCUCCCGCAUGUCCUUGCGGAGAUCCUCGACAAUCAAUCGAUCACCUCAUAUUCCAUUGCGAAACCUUCAAUUCCAACUCAUCUCCCAUUAGAAAUUACAUAG